Messenger RNA from Carassius auratus (goldfish), 1909 nucleotides. RefSeq names its product CWF19 like cell cycle control factor 1 (gene cwf19l1). Bases 1 to 1641 code for a protein of 546 amino acids. NCBI's taxonomy places the organism in Eukaryota, Metazoa, Chordata, Actinopteri, Cypriniformes, Cyprinidae. Gene Ontology annotation, biological process: mRNA splicing, via spliceosome. The transcript has 14 exons. Gene Ontology annotation, cellular component: post-mRNA release spliceosomal complex. The record is from RefSeq and is a predicted model, not a curated record. Gene Ontology annotation, molecular function: RNA lariat debranching enzyme activator activity.
AUGGAAGAAAAGCCUUUACGAGUACUCGCAUGUGGUGACGUUGAAGGACGAAUAAAUGCUCUGUUCAACCGAGUGAACGCCAUUCAGAAGAAGAGCGGGCAGUUUGAUCUGCUGCUGUGUGUUGGUGAAUUUUUUGGAAGUUCCCCUGAGGCUGAAGCAGAAUGGGAAGCAUACAAAUCUGGUGCCAAAAAGGCACCUAUUCACACAUACAUUCUCGGCGCAGCCAGCCAAGAGACUGUGAAGUAUUUCCCAAACUCUGAUGGCUGCGAGUUGGCAGAAAACAUCACAUGUUUGGGUCGAAGGGGUAUUUUCACCGGGGCAUCAGGGCUUCAGAUCGCCUAUGUCAGUGGCAGAGAAGCUCAACAUGAACCUGCUCCCUCACACUGCUUCACCUCUAAAGACAUUGCAGCCCUGGCGGCCCCGCUUCUGUCCAACUCCAAAUUUCGAGGAGUGGACGUUCUCCUGACCUCGCAGUGGCCUCGAGGCGUGUGGCAGUAUGGAAACAGUCCUGAAACCGAUACAAAGUUUUGUGGGGUUUCGUCCAUCGCAGAUCUCGCUGACAAGCUGAAGCCCCGCUAUCAUUUUGCAGGACUGGAAUCGGUUCAUUAUGAGAGGCUGCCUUACAGGAAUCACGUGGUCCUUCAAGAGAAUGCUCAGCAUGUCAGCAGAUUCAUCGCAUUGGCAACUGUCAACAAUCCUGCUAAAAAGAAGUAUUUGUAUGCGUUCAACAUUGUCCCGAUGAAAAACAUGGACCCUGCAGAGUUAAUCAAGCAGCCUCAGGAUGUCACAGAAAAUCCCUACAGGAAACCUUUGAAAGAUGGAAAGAAAGAAAAACCACCACCAUCCAUGACAGGCGCAGAGGAGGAACCAGCACCCCAGUUCUUCUUUGAUCUGGCCCAGAAUAAACCACAGCACCAGCAGCGUCACGGCAGGAAGAGACAAACAGACGGAGACAGACCUAACUAUCCCAAACAGCCCCGAAGACCCCCACAGCCCACUGGACCCUGUUGGUUCUGCCUUGCGAGUCCAGAAGUCGAGAAGCACUUGGUUAUAAGCAUCGGAACACAUUGUUACAUGGCUCUUGCUAAGGGUGGUCUCACUCCCGACCAUGUUCUCCUGCUGCCCAUUGGACAUUACCAGUCAGUGGUGGAUUUGGCAUCGGAGGUGGUUGAAGAGAUGGAGAAAUACAAGGGUGCAAUCAAGAAGUUCUGUAAAAGCAGAGGCCAACGGUGCAUCCUGUUUGAGAGGAACUACCGCAGCCAGCACCUCCAACUACAGGUAGUGCCGGUGUCCAUGGAGAAGUGCAGUACAGAAGACAUCAAGGAGGCGUUCAUGACACAAGCUGAAGAGCAGCAGAUGGAGCUGAUGGAGAUUCCAGCUCAUACAGACCUUAAACAGAUCGCUCCACCGGGAACGCCCUACUUUUACGUGGAGCUGGAUACGGGCGAGAAGCUGUUUUAUCGCAUCAAGAAAAAUUUCCCUUUGCAGUUUGGCAGGGAAGUGUUAGCGAGCGAGGCGCUGUUGAACAUCCCCAUGCGUGCCGACUGGAGAGAGUGCAAAUGUACAAAAGAGGAGGAAGAGGAUCUGGCCAAACAAAUGCGCUCGGACUUUGAGCCCUUUGACUUCGCACUCGAUGACUAAGCAACGAUUCAGAUACAUCUGACUUGAUCCCUUCACAUUAAUGAACUCAGUCAGUGUGUUAGCUGUUUAUUUUACCGUUUUAUGCUUUUUAAAUUGUCUACCAUAUACAUUUUCCUCUUCCUAUCAUUUGCAAACAGUUAGGGGAUGGCUGUUAUCACAGUGGUCUUUCAAGAGAUUUUUUUUGGUGAUGUAUCUCAUCCGUUAUAUACAAUUAAGUGUGGAAUUUAGUUGUGACUCAUAAUUAAAGUCAUUUUUCAGUUUUGUAAAA